GCUUGUUGGGAGUUGUACUGUCUUGAACACGGUAUCCAGCCCGAUGGCCAGAUGCCCAGCGACAAGACGAUCGGUGGUGGUGAUGACUCGUUUAACACGUUCUUUAGCGAGACCGGAGCUGGAAAACACGUCCCGAGAGCUGUCUUUGUCGACCUGGAGCCAACUGUAGUAGAUGAAGUAAGAACUGGUACCUACCGACAGCUUUUCCAUCCUGAGCAGCUGAUCACUGGUAAAGAGGAYGCAGCUAACAACUAUGCCCGUGGUCACUACACUGUUGGCAAGGAUCUUAUUGACCUUGUUCUUGACAGAAUCAGAAAACUUGCUGAUCAGUGUACUGGUCUCCAAGGUUUCCUGAUUUUCCACUCCUUUGGUGGUGGCACUGGUUCUGGUUUYACCUCUCUUCUUAUGGAACGUCUGUCUGUUGACUAUGGCAAGAAGUCYAAGCUUGAGUUUGCWRUCUAYCCAGCUCCUCAGAUCUCUACAGCUGUUGUUGAACCAUACAACUCUAUUCUGACCACYCACACCACCUUAGAGCACUCUGACUGUGCAUUUAUGGUAGAYAACGAAGCUAUUUAUGACAUCUGCCGUCGUAACUUGGACAUYGAAAGACCUACCUACACCAACUUGAACCGCCUGAUGGCACAGAUUGUGUCUUCCAUCACAGCCUCUUUGAGAUUUGAUGGUGCCCUGAAUGUGGACUUGACUGAGUUCCAGACCAACUUGGUGCCCUACCCACGUAUCCACUUCCCAUUGGCCACCUAUGCACCAGUCAUCUCUGCAGAGAAAGCAUACCAUGAGCAACUGAGCGUUUCUGAGAUCACUAAUGCCUGCUUUGAGCCAGCCAAUCAGAUGGUCAAUGGUAUGUUGGAGAGGGUAUGGAAGAAGGAGAGUUCUCAGAGGCCCGUGAGGAUUUGGCAGCCCUUGAGAAGGAUUAUGAAGAGGUUGGAGUAGACAGUGUUGAGGAGGAGGGAGAAGAGGAAGGAGAGGAAUACUAGAGACAUCUUCUCAUCCAGAAACAUAAGGGUUGUUUKUAACACUUUGAAAUACAUAAAUGUUCAUUCUUUUUCCCUAAAAAGUAGAAACUGUGAUACAUAGUUAUAUUCCUAGGUAACAUUAGUUUUUCUUCAGUGUUUGCAACUUUAAGAACUCUUUUUUUGUACAACACGUUGAAUGAUYGUCUUUAAAUAAAACUGAGUUUGAAGGAAAA
This is a messenger RNA of Actinia tenebrosa (Australian red waratah sea anemone), 1207 nucleotides long. Its product is annotated as tubulin alpha chain. Gene Ontology annotation, molecular function: structural constituent of cytoskeleton; GTP binding. Lineage: Eukaryota; Metazoa; Cnidaria; Anthozoa; Actiniaria; Actiniidae. Gene Ontology annotation, biological process: microtubule-based process. The record is from RefSeq and is a predicted model, not a curated record. Gene Ontology annotation, cellular component: microtubule.